Molecule: messenger RNA, 2970 nt
Organism: Knipowitschia caucasica
Lineage: Eukaryota; Metazoa; Chordata; Actinopteri; Gobiiformes; Gobiidae
Source: the annotation of a GenBank genome assembly
AUGAUUGGCUGUUGCUGCGCGGACUCCACUCUGCUUCCCUCGUCUCCACAAUCGUCCGGCUUCUUUUGGCUCGUGUUCGGACUCCUCUCUGCGGCUUCCCCCUCGGAGCAGACGGACGCGAGGGAGAUUCCAGGGAGACUCCAGGAGGAAGCAUGGGAUUAUGGGAAUGAGGAUCUGACCGGCAGGGUUCAAAAGAAGAACAAGAUGGCGGCCCCUCCGCUGAUACGAGCUCCCAGCCCUCUGCCGUUGUUUCCCGCGGCGACGGAGGAAGAGGGCGGGGCCAAUCCACCAGGGGCCGUGGUCUCCUUCCACAUCCAGAUCGGACUCAGUCGAGAACCGGUUCUACUGGACUCUGCAGAUCUGAGUCUGGGACAAGUGCGAGAGGUGGCCUGCUCCAUCAUCGACCAGAAGCUGCCGGAGUGUGGCUUUUAUGGGAUGUACGAGAAGAUCCUUCUGUUCCGUCACGACUCGACCUCAGAGAACGUUCUGCAGCUUCUGCGCUCAGCCUCACAGAUCCAAGAUGGAGACCUGGUGGAAGUCAUUCUCUCCGCCUCAGCCACCGUGGAGGACUUCCAGAUCCGUCCUCACUGUCUCUUCGUCCACUCGUACAGAGCCCCCGCCUUCUGUGACCACUGCGGCGAGAUGCUGUGGGGGCUGGUCCGACAGGGACUCAAGUGUGAAGGUUGUGGGCUGAAUUAUCAUAAGCGCUGUGCCUUUAAGAUCCCCAAUAACUGCAGCGGCGUGCGGCGACGGCGAGGGUCCAAUGUGUCUCUGGGAGGCCUGGGAGGCCUGGGAGGUCUGGGAGGUCUAGGACUGGGAGGACCCUCUCCUCCACACUACACAGAUGAGGCUCUGCUGUCUCCAGUCAGCCCCAACAUGGAGAAGUCUCCGGUGGACUUCCUGGGGGGCCGUGAGCGCAGGGCCAGCUGUCAGUCGUACAUCGGGCGUCCUAUUGAACUGGACAAGAUGCUGCACAGGAUCAAAGUCCCUCACACCUUCCUCAUCCACAGCUACACCAGGCCCACGGUCUGUCAGCUCUGCAAGAAACUGCUCAAGGGACUGUUCCGACAGGGACUGCAGUGCAAAGACUGCAGGUACAACUGUCACAAACGAUGUGCCGCCAAAGUCCCCAACAACUGUCUGGGAGAAGUGACCAGGAACGGAGAGCUGCUGAGUCCCGGGGCGGAGUCUGACGACCAUGAAGGCGGCAGGAGAGCGAGCCUAUUGGACGAUAUGGAGGAAGUGAUGUCAUCGGAGGGCGCCCUUCUGCUGGAGACCGGUACAAACGACGAUCCGGAUCUGGACGAAUCCAACCGAGCGAUCAGUCCCACGACCAGCAACAACAUUCCUCUGAUGAGAGUUGUGCAGUCGGUCAAACACACAAAGAGGAGGAGCAGCAACGUGAUGAAGGAGGGAUGGAUGGUCCACUAUACCAGCAAGGACACUCUGAGGAAGAGACAUUACUGGCGCCUCGAUAGCAAAUGCAUCACUCUGUUCCAAAACGACGCCAGCAGCAAAUACUACAAGGAAAUACCGCUGUCCGAGGUGCUGACGCUGGAAGCUGCCCAGAACUUCUCUCUGCUGCCGGAAGGAGCCCACCCUCACUGCUUCGAGAUCUCCACCUCAGCUUUAGUUUACUAUGUAGGAGAGAACUUGACCAGAGCUGAGACUGGACUCAGUGGGAGCAGUCUGCUGGUGAGUGGUGUGGGGCAGGACGUGGCGAGGAUGUGGGAGAUGGCGAUCCAACACGCUCUGAUGCCCGCGGUGUCGACAGGAAUCGCACACAACAAUCACAAACACACUGAAGUCUCCGUCAGCAUCUCGGUGUCCAACUGCCAGAUCCAGGAGAACGUGGACAUAAACUCAGUGUACCAGAUCUUUCCAGAUGAGGUUCUGGGAUCUGGACAGUUUGGAAUCGUCUAUGGAGGGAAACACAGGAAGUCGGGGCGAGACGUGGCCAUUAAAAUCAUCGACAAGAUGAGGUUCCCCACGAAACAGGAGUCACAGCUGCGGAACGAGGUCGCCAUCUUACAGAGCCUACAGCACCCUGGUGUGGUGAACCUGGACUGUAUGUUUGAGACUCCAGAGCGAGUGUUUGUGGUAAUGGAGAAGCUUCACGGAGACAUGUUGGAAAUGAUUCUGUCGAGUGAGAAAGGACGACUCCCAGAGCGCAUCACCAAGUUCUUUGUCGCACAGAUCCUUGUGGCUCUCAGACAUCUUCACUUCAAAAACAUCGUUCACUGUGACCUGAAGCCGGAGAACGUCCUGUUGGCCUCUGCUGAUCCCUUUCCUCAGGUGAAGUUGUGUGACUUUGGCUUUGCUCGCAUCAUUGGGGAGAAGUCGUUUAGACGCUCGGUUGUCGGGACUCCGGCGUAUCUGGCUCCUGAGGUUCUGCGCAACAAGGGCUACAACCGCUCCCUGGACAUGUGGAGCGUGGGGGUCAUAGUCUAUGUCAGUCUCAGUGGAACUUUUCCUUUUAAUGAAGACGAAGACAUUAACGAUCAGAUCCAGAACGCAGCAUUUAUGUAUCCACCUCAACCCUGGAAGAAGGUCUCACAAGAAGCCAUCGACCUGAUCUCAAACCUGCUGCAGGUGAAGAUGAGGAAAAGAUACAGCGUCGACAAAACCCUCAGUCAUCCCUGGCUCCAGGAUUACCAGAUGUGGGUGGAUCUGCGGGGGCUAGAGAUGAGAAUGAGUGAACGUUACAUCACACACGAGAGCGACGACCUUCGCUGGCUGCACCACGCCCAGACGACAUGUGCUCCUGACCGCUACGCUGAGGCCGAGGAGGAGCUGGAGACGCUGACUCACCUUCAACUCAAGAAACAAGACCCAGACUGUGUGGACCCAGACUGUGUGGACCCAGACUGUGUGGACCCAGACUGUGUGGACUCAGACUGUGUGGACCCAGACUGUGUGGACCCAGACUGUGUGGACCCAGACUGUGUUUGCAGAGACAGAGGACAGUGA